Molecule: messenger RNA, 923 nt
Organism: Chara braunii
Lineage: Eukaryota; Viridiplantae; Streptophyta; Charophyceae; Charales; Characeae
Source: the annotation of a GenBank genome assembly
UGGUGCUGUCCAUAUCUCCCACCUCCAUCGUCUCUCCUCCCACCACUCAUCUGUGUAUGGUUGUACAGGGCCUGAAGCAUCGUCUAUGUAUGGCUUCAGACCCACCUUCACUAUUGUUUGUGUGUUGAGUGAUGUUUGGCGGGUGCAGGCAUUCAAGGAUGCCGUAGCCACAGCAAAGGCACAGCAAGAGGCAGCAGAAGCAGAACGUCAGCGGCUUGCCCAAGAGGAGGCAGCCCAAGCUCAGCGGACUGCUGAGGCUGACGCAACGGCUCGAGACAAGCGGAAUGCCGCCGGCACUGAGUCCUUGAUUCAGAAUGAGAGUCGGUGGACAGCACUACUCCAAGGCAUGAUCUUUGUGCCUACGGAAGAACAGGCGGAUCUGACACCGGCGGAGGCAGAAAGGAGUAACCUGGCUAACUUGAUGCUGUGUAUGAUGAGGGCGGUAAUGUGGAACAAUACGAUGCAGAUCGCGCACGCGCAAACGGGACGGCAGCUGAGACAGACUCAGCAGAGAGAAUCUGCAACUUUGACAGCCGCCAUCUGCGCAGCAGCACAACAUCAGCAACGACAGCAACAGCUGUUGGCAUCCACUAUCACACGCGUCAACAGCAUCGAGGCUAAGCCCUCAGCAGCGCCAGGCUGCACGACAGACAUAGCGAAGCAGCUCGGCGAGCGCAUCGACCAUGUCGUCACCAUCAUCGGCGACCUGGGUGACUUUACCAGUCCGGCAUCGAUCAGCAGCACGGUGGCCACCAUCAAGACGGACAUCACUAAACUGCAGUCACGACCGGAAGCCGCCGCGAAGGCAUACAAGAUGCCACGCUUCAACAUCGGGAAGUUUGAUGAUUACAACAAAACAGACGCUUUGGCAUAGUGGCACGUCAUCACCGAAGCAGCCUGCCACCACGUGCCAGAUUACCUGA